AUGGCGAACUCGCCCUUCCCGUUCGACACGCUCAAAGCGGAGACGCUCCGCGCGAUGGUGCGCGACCUCGGCGCAAACAAUACGUCCGUCCGCACGCGCGACAAGAUGGUCGCGUUCCUCAACGCCGUCGCUGCGCAGGGCC
Molecule: messenger RNA, 142 nt
Organism: Peniophora sp. CBMAI 1063
Lineage: Eukaryota; Fungi; Basidiomycota; Agaricomycetes; Russulales; Peniophoraceae
Source: the annotation of a GenBank genome assembly